CAGCUGGUCUAGGAUGGCCCUGGCCAAGGCCUCCCUUCUCACCCUCUGGCUACUGGGCUUCGUGGCACUCCAGGCCCACACGUGUCCCAUCACCUGCCGCUGCUACAGCAUGACGGUGGAGUGUGGCUCUCUGGGCCUCAAAGAGCUGCCGGGCAGCAUCCCCCUCUCCACCCAGACCGUCUUCCUCCAGGACAACAGCAUCACGCAGAUCCACCAGCAAGACCUGGCCUCUCUCUCGGGCCUGCAGUACCUGUACAUGCAGAACAACACCAUUUCGGCCCUGGAGCCCGGCGCCUUCCGCAACCAGGGCCGGCUGCUGGAGCUGGCACUGAACGGCAACCGCAUCCACCUCAUCAACAGCAGCAUCUUCAAAGGUCUGGAGAACCUGCGCGUCCUCUAUCUGGCCGGGAACCAAAUCACCCGCCUGCCGGACUUCACCUUCUGCGACCUGGAGAGACUGCAGGAGCUUCACUUGCAGGAGAACAGCAUUGAGGCGCUGGAGGACCAGGCCCUGGCCGGACUGACCUCGCUGGCCUUGCUUGACCUCAGCAAGAACAACCUGCGCACCAUCAGUCGGAUGGCCCUGCGGCCCCUGAUCAGCCUGCAGGUGCUGCGGUUGACAGAUAACCCUUGGCGCUGCGACUGCUCUCUGCACUGGCUCAGCAGCUGGAUCAAGGAGGACGGGCAGCGACUGCUGAGUCCUCUGGACCGGAAGAUGGUGUGUGCUGAGCCCCCGCGGCUGGCCUACCAGAGCCUGAGGGAUAUCCCAGGCAACAGCUUGAUCUGCAUCCCACCCGUCGUGCAAGUGGAGCCCCUGGAGAUGACCGCCCACCUGGGAGAUGACCUGCGUGUCUCCUGCCAGGCUUCCGGCUACCCCCAGCCGCUGGUCACGUGGCGUAAGCUGGCGCACUGGCGAUCGGGGGGAUCCAGGGCCAACGGGGCCCGGCUGCCCGGCGGAACCUUUGAGCUGAGCGAGCGCAGCGUGGGGGAACGCUUUGAGCAGUCGGACACGGGCAGCGGGAUGCUCUUCCUGAAUAACGUGACGGUGGCGCAUGCGGGCAAGUACGAGUGCGAGGCUUCGAACCCCGGGGGCACGGCCCGCGUGCUCUUCCACCUCAUGGUCAACCUGUCCCAGCAGCAGCAGCUGCAGCAGCAGACGUCGCGGGGUUACCCGGCUACCUUGGACAUCAGCCAGGAGCCCCUCUACGACAUGGAGAGCAUGGACUUCAACGCUCUCGGCAUGGCCACCCAGACUGCCAUUGCGGUUGCCAUCUCCCUCCUGGCCUUGGUGGCCCUCUUCCUGGUGAUCAUGAUCUACCGGAAGCACCGCAAGCGGGAGAAGGCCAAGAAGGAGGAGAACAUCCUCUAUGUCAACGACUACUCUGACGGGCCCACCACCUUUGCCCAGCUGGAGGAGUACCGCGACGAGAGAGGCCAUGAGAUGUUCGUCAUCGAUCGCAACAAGCCCCUCUUCGCCACCUACAAGGACCCUCAAGGCCUGCUGGGGGUUUUCCCCGAACAGCUGCAAGACCAGGCCACCCAGACCCUGGAAGGGGAAGAGGAGGGGCCCCCGGAAGCCAACGAUCUUUUUGUCAACCAGGGACUGAUGUUCCAGCCUCAGAUUGCUUACGAAAUCCAUUGCUGAAUUCCGGGUGUGGACUCCGGGCAGACGCCAUGAAACCCUCGGGGAUGGGUACGCCGCCCCGAGGACCUGCUGUGACCUCCCUGAACUUUCACCUCCGUCCCGACCUUUCCAUUAGGUCUGCUUUCUCUGACUGGGGAGGAAACAUUGAAGAUGAUGAUGAUGAUAUUGGAUUUAUAUCCCGCCCUCCACUCCGAAUCUUAGAGCGGCUCACAAUCUCCUUUCCCUUCCUCUCCGACAACAGACACCCUGUGAGGUGGGUGGAGCUGAGAGAGCUCUUCAAGAAGCUGCCCUUUCAAGGACAGCUCUGCGGGAGCUAUGGGUGAUCCAAGGCCAUUCCAGCAGCUGCAAGUGGAGGAGUGGGGAAUCAAACCCGGUUCUCCCAGAGAAGUGUCCGCGCACUUAACCACUACACUAAACUGGCUUCGGAACCUUCCACUGCUGUUAGUGACCAAAGGGGAAAGAAAGGAUCUUUGAUGUUUUAGCAUCUCCCUCAUCUCGAGCAGGUUCUACCCUCUGAGCGCCCUUUCUGCCCCUUCAGAGGGGUCCAGCUACAUGCAAUAGGGAGCAAUUCAUAGCCCCCCAUCCCAGGGAAAAGCUCUUCUCUGGUGAAAGAAGGCCUUAUAGCCUAAUGGGCUAAUGGCCACGGAGAAACAACAAUUCCCUGCCCUUGGAAUUCAUCCCCAUUGACCUCUGCUGGCCUGCCAGCUAGAGUUGACUAAGAGUGUAAGUGGAACUGCACUGGCUGGAUCCGACCAAGGGAACUCGUAGAAGCCAGUGUCCCUGCUCCCGCAGUGACUGGCCAGACGCCCCUGGGAGACACCCACAGGCAGGGCAUUGCAAUUCACGACAUGCUGAAAACAUCCCCCAACCCAACUAGCCGCUAUCCUUCUCUGCAGAGAAAAGACAGGUUGAAAGAAAGCCAUUGGAGACCGGCGCUGGAAGAGGAGUCGGGGGGCUUUUUGGAAUGCACUGUGGAACUUUAAUUCCUCCCCUUUCUCUUGACCUUCUGGGAACACUGUGGAGACACCUGGGGGGGCUUUCUCAGGAGGGAGAACUCUCUCGCUGGAGGACGAAUGGGAAUUCCCCCUCCAUCUGAAAUUGUCUGUCUGGGUUUUGUUUGGGUUUCUAAAAGGGGGGAAAUGAUCACACGCUCAAGGAACUGAACUGCACCGCUGAAGUGGGCAAUCUAGGGCUGGUUUCUACCGGGGUGGGGGGCUGGUUAGGCAGCACCCAGGGGCUGCAAUCUGCUCAUAAUCAGCUGUCCCUCUUGUCUCCGCCCCCCCCCCUACACACACACACACACCUGGCUGGGGCAUCCUUCACUCUCCCACUUCUCAGUUUCCUGCAUACUCUUUCCAUGACAGCAGUGCUUGUGACUGGGAGUAUUGCUGCCAUGGCUACCAUGAAGCUGGGUACACGGGAGGGGGGUUUGAAGGGCAUGCAGACAGGUGGCAGGGAGAUAUGUCAAUGAGGGUCAGUGACCGUGGGCCCUGCCAGAACCUCUGGGGCCAUGGCAGUUGCCAUUUGCUGGCACUAGCUGUGGGUAGAACCUCUAUAAGAAGGGCCACCCAUCUCCACAGUCACACCUUCUGCUGGUGCUACACAAUAUGCUUUCAGGAGCCCGAAAGGCAAGAGAGAAACGAGGGAGCCUGCUGGGAGGGAAGAGGCAGCCAAGCAAAGCUGUUUCCAGCAAGCAAGGAGCCAAUAAAAUGUGGUUGGUGCUGGGGGCUGAA
Molecule: messenger RNA, 3378 nt
Organism: Heteronotia binoei (common prickly gecko)
Lineage: Eukaryota; Metazoa; Chordata; Lepidosauria; Squamata; Gekkonidae
Gene: LRRC24
Product: leucine rich repeat containing 24
Exons: 4
Coding region: 14-1645 (543 amino acids)
Molecular function (GO): protein binding
Source: RefSeq, a predicted model, not a curated record